UGCAUUCUGGGAAAUCGAGUUUAUGAUCGUUUAGGAAAGAUGGCAGGCGUGCAGCCGCCACCCCUCCGCAGCCUGGAUGAUUUUCUCUUGUGCUCGGCCCGGUUCGCAGUGCCCGAUGUGCGCGACCUGGACCGCUGGAACAACCGCAUCAUCAACAACCUGCUGUACUACCAGAGCAAUUAUCUCGUGUCCGCCCUGGGCCUCCUUCUUUUAGUGGGGUAUUUCCAGCCCUUCCAGUUGCUUGUCGGUGCAAUGGUGGUCACCUUGAUAUUCCUGGGCUUUGUCUGGGUUGCUGAGAACCAAGCUCCAGUUCGUCGUUUCCGUAGAAACCACCCAUCAAUCUCUGUGUUUGCCAUUCUCUUGGCCAGUUACUUCUUCAUAUCAGUGUUGGGAGAUGUGGCCGUGUUCCUGUUUGGGAUAGCCUUCCCUAUAAUGAUGGUUCUGGUCCACGCGUCGGUGAGGCUGCGCAGCCUGAAGAACAAGCUGGAGAACAAACUGGAGAGCAUCGGUCUGAAGAGGACGCCCAUGGGACUCCUGUUAGAAGCCCUGGGACAGGAACAGGAGGCUGGAUCCUAGAGAGACAGAGGAAGAGGAGAUGUGCAGGGGUGGGAGGUAGUUAGAGUGCCAUCUGAAGCAAAUGGCAAGAGAAAUGGGAAGUGGAAAUGGGAAGAGGAGAGGAAAAACAUAGGAGGCGAAUUACUGCAGGGAAAGUAGAGAAGAAAGUAGAAAGAAAGAGUCAGGUUUGGUUUGUUAAAAAGAACUAAUUGGCAGGAAGAGACCUGUUCUCUGGUCCAGAUGAAAAACAUAGAAAUCAUCCUAACAAACAAAUGAUCAAGUCAUCCCUGAUCUGUUUUUGCACUUUAGGCAGGAGCAGAAUCUUGUGGUAUUGAACUAACUUGACCUGCAUUGACUGACUUCAAAUGAAUUCCAUUUUCAUUAAGUGUUUACAAUAGUGUGUGUUCCAUCCAAGUUACUUCAAUGCUUAAAUGAGGUGAAAUUAGAAGGAAAUGGGAGGUUUUAUAUGAAGAAUAAGCUCCUUCAAUCUGACAGAGUUGAUACAGGACCAACAGGAGCAGAUAUGUGAAGGAAACAAAUUCCCUGUUUUAGAUGAAAACAUUUCAGUUACCACAUUUCUAAGCCUGUAUUUAUCCAGAAUAAAAGGCUUCACUGAUAGAGCUGCCCAUUAGGCCUACAGUCCUCCACUGCUGGUCGUCCAGUGCUGGCAACUGGGAGAAGCUCUACUGGAGCAAAUUAAUAACUUUGAACUUAUGCUUAAUUCCUUCAUAACUUGUUAAAUUACCACUAAGUGUGUUGGUCGCUGUGCUAACACUUGUGGGAACUGUACUUUGUAAUUUUCUGUGUUUUUAGCCAUGCUAGCGAUGUGGCUCCUGGGAUGGCAAUGUUGGUCAGUCCACCACUUUGGUCCAAAUAUCUGAAAUAUCUCCACAGAUAUUGAAUGAUCUGCGAUGAUGAUAUGUAUGGUGCCCAGAGGAAGAAGCCGACUGACAUUACUGAUCCUCUGACUUGUCUUAGCAGGCACCAUUAGGUAAAAGUUUUUAAUUAUCCAAUGAAAUAUUUCAAUAUCUAUU
Sander lucioperca (pikeperch) is the source of this 1589-nucleotide messenger RNA. It is a transcript of the gene praf2, whose product is annotated as PRA1 domain family, member 2. The coding region runs from base 40 to 576 and encodes 178 amino acids. Gene Ontology annotation, cellular component: membrane. The transcript has 3 exons. The record is from RefSeq and is a predicted model, not a curated record. NCBI's taxonomy places the organism in Eukaryota, Metazoa, Chordata, Actinopteri, Perciformes, Percidae.